AUGUCUUUGUAUAUUCUUAUCAGCCCUCCUGCUGUUGGGACUGGCCAGAGAUUGUUCUCUUUGACCCUCAGGCAUGCUUUAGGGAUGUUUCUUCAGCAUAGUUGGGUAUGCAUAUUGGAUUCAAGUGAAAUCAGCUUCUUUGCCACUUCUUUGUUAUGGACACUUAAGAUUGCUAAUGAUCCCUUUGGUUAUGCAGGGAUCCAUCAAAAGGGCUACAUCACACAUUUCUUUUGUGUGGCUUCGUUUCUUUGGACUACUACAAUUGCUUUUACCCUUCAUCGCACUGUUGUUAGACACAAAACAGAUGUUGAGGAUUUGGAGCCCAUGUUUCACUUGUAUGUUUGGGGUACUUCACUUGUUAUGACUGUCAUACGCUCUAUUGGUAAUGAACAUGGGCAUAUUGUUCGUUUAGGUGCAUGGUGUUUUGCCCAAGCAGGACGUAAAGGAACGGUGGUUCACUUUAUAACGUUUUAUGCACCACUGUGGGGGGCAAUUAUCUUUAACGGCGUCACUUACUUUCAAGUGAUACGCAUGCUAAACAAUGCAACCCGUAUGGCAGUAGGUAUGUCAGACCGAGUAUACCAACCAGAUGCACGGCCAGACAUGAAGGCUGUGAACCGGUGGGGUUACUAUCCACUCAUCCUCAUAGGGGCUUGGACUUUUGGCACGAUCAACCGCAUCCAUGAUUUCAUUGUACCAGGCCAUAAAAUAUUUUGGCUUUCCAUUCUUGAUGUUGGGAUGGCUGCACUAAUGGGCCUGUUCAACUCAAUAGCAUAUGGCCUUAACUCCUCGGUGCGGCGGGCAAUUUUUGAAAGAUUAGAUCU
Ilex paraguariensis (yerba mate) is the source of this 824-nucleotide messenger RNA. Lineage: Eukaryota; Viridiplantae; Streptophyta; Magnoliopsida; Aquifoliales; Aquifoliaceae. The record is from the annotation of a GenBank genome assembly.